This is a messenger RNA of Verticillium alfalfae VaMs.102, 699 nucleotides long. RefSeq lists its product as hypothetical. The transcript is spliced from 2 exons. Lineage: Eukaryota; Fungi; Ascomycota; Sordariomycetes; Glomerellales; Plectosphaerellaceae. The record is from RefSeq and is a predicted model, not a curated record. Bases 1 to 699 code for a protein of 232 amino acids.
AUGCAUAACGAUGCACCGCUUCACAGAGGUCUCGAGCCGUCAGACACGAUGUGGAGUCGAGAAGGCGCGGCGUGCACUGGAAGCAUUGCUUCUGCCUGCCCUACAAGUGCGGGGCAGGCCGCUUGCCAAGAGGUCACAUACUGCUCGACAGCGUCAGCAGCAGCAGCAGAUCAUAUACUGAUCAACAGCACCACCGCCCUCACCGGUAACACACAAUGUCCACGCCCAUCACGUUCUACGACAUCGGGCCUGCGCCCGCCGGCGGCAAAGAACUGCUGCUCCGCCGAACCCCUGAAGACGCGGUUCCGCCUCCAACUUCAAGGCGCUGCCCACACAACCAAGUGGGUGGCGCUGCCCGACAUUGUCAACCUGCGGACGACGCUCAAGGUGGCGCCGACACGCAAGUUCGCCGACGGCAGCGACUUCUUCACGCUGCCCAUCAUCGAGGACGCGUCGACGGGCACGACGCUCGGCGACUCGCUCGACAUAGCCGUCUACCUGCAGCAGACGUACCCUUCAGCAGGCGAGGGCGACCUCUUCCCCGAGCAGCCGCUCGACUACACCUUCGACCCGGCCGAAGGCCUGCUCGUGCCGCUGUCGGCCGUGCGCGACAGCCCGUACCCGGCGUACGCGACGUUCACGUCACGUCGACGCGCUUUCACGGCGUACACGCAGCUCACGACGGUCGGUCCCGGUUGA